Molecule: messenger RNA, 3890 nt
Organism: Portunus trituberculatus (swimming crab)
Lineage: Eukaryota; Metazoa; Arthropoda; Malacostraca; Decapoda; Portunidae
Product: mucin-5AC-like
Exons: 8
Coding region: 99-3278 (1059 amino acids)
Source: RefSeq, a predicted model, not a curated record
CCUGACAACUCAAACCCACUCAAAUAUAAACAAAUCAAGUUGAGGCGGCUGGCGUGUUUGUGUCUCUUGCGUAAUUUUAGGGCCCUGGUACUGUAUGGAUGGCUGGGCUGGGUAUGAAGAACAGUUCGAAGCCAAGACUGUUGCGUCCAAGCCCCAACGAGUUGCAGGAGACUCUAAGACAGGAGAGGGAGAAGUGGAGGGUGUUCCGCAUUCAACAGGUGCGGGAACAGGCCAAACAGGAAGCCCAGCGGGUGAGGGAGGCAGUGCGGCGACGGGAGCGGCAGCUACUGGAUGAGGUGCGCCAGGACGUGGAGGCCAGCUGGCAGGUGAAGAAGGAACAGCGUGUCAACCAGCUGGAGGCAGAAUACCUGGAGUGCCUGAAUAACAUUGGCAAGGCUCAUAGGCAGGCCCAGGAACAGCCCAACCCAGAGAAGGUCCUGCAGCAGCGAGCGGAGCACAACCAGCGGGUGGCAGCUCAGCGUGGGCAGGAGGCAGCCAGGCAGCAGAAGGAGGAGGAAUGGCAGCAGCACCACCAGAGGGACAGACUUCUGAGGCAGCGGCAAGAUGUCCUGCGCCUGGAGAAGCUGCGAGCCAGACACGUUGCUGACCUGCCAGUGCCACAGGCCUUCAGGAAAAAGAUAGUGCAGGAAAAGAAGGAACCAGCAAAGGUAGCAUUCCACGAGGCAGGCACCUUCACCACCACACACUACAUACCACAGAAUGUCCGGGUGGAGAAGGAAGUGUUGACAUCUAAGCCAAGUGCCAAGGAGAGGGCAGCAGCAGAGGAGGUAGAGAGAGCAAGGCAGUAUGAGGCACAGCAGAGACAGGCUGAGGAAGAGCGUGCUAGGGUGGAGCAGCGAGGGCGAGAGGCGCUGAAGAGGGAGCACCUGACCCGCCUUAUGGAGCAGCUGAUGGCCGGCCUUGAUGAAGCACAGCGCCACCACCACCUCUCACUGUUCCUGCAUGGCAAGGACGGUGCUGUGUGGGAGACUGAGGAGACACGCCUGAAGGAGCAGAUGCACCAGCAGAAACAGAUGGAAGAGGCAGUGGAGGAACUCAUGCAGGAGGAAGAACAUGAGAAGCAAGACAAAGAUGAGGAAGAUGUGAGCAGCGAUGUCAUUCCUGAGCCAUCCAUGCAAUCCUCAGACUAUUUAGAAGAGAUUGAAUCAGAGAAUGCCAUACUGGAGGGAACUUCGAAGACCAAAGUCCGGGGCCUGAGAUCCCUGCUGAAGGAAGUGGAGAGGCGGCGCAAUCGUAUCCUGCAGGAUUUAGAGGAUUCCAUCCCAGUGAGAGGGCCGAGUGGUGAUGGCAGUGAUAGCAGCCCCAGGGACCAGGAGACAGACAUUCACAUGGCAGAUACUGUGCCCAUCCACCUCCACUCAGGACAUCCCUCUGCCAGGAGUCCUCCCAAGGGUCCUGUUACUGGCCAGCCUGCAACAUCACAAGCUGAAGGAAGACCCACAGAGGCCCAGCCAGACACCACUGAGACUCAGGACUCCUCCAGUACUGUGCUGCCACUCAGUGAGGAGUCAAUACCAGUUAGCAGUGGUAACACACUGCCUUCCACCUCUCCCUCUCCACCGCAGAGACACAGCGCACCUCAGGAACACCAGCCACUGCCUGGGGACACACACGCCAGACAGCCACAACCAAGGCUCGCUGAGUUUCACUCCACAACAACUAGUACAAGCUCUCUCAACUCUGAUGACCUUAAGAUAAAUAUCGACCUUGAUGUUGACAGCAGCAGCGUUGUUGCCUUAGAUAAUAGUGCUGAACAGUCUCAGCAGCAGCAGCAGCCAGAGUCGUACGUCAGUAGCACAGAAUAUUACAGUCUACCUUCAGAUCUUCCAGGAAAGGAAUCACUCCAGGAGAUUGAGGACAACGUGAAGAGGAUUCAGGAACACAGGCAACGUAACCAGCAUUUGAUUGAUUCCUUGUCAAGGAAGAGAGGAUCACCGGACCAGCACAUGUCCACUACAUACCUGGAAGAGCUGAAGGAAGAUGGCAGUGGCAAGAGGCCUCUCACAAGGAAGGAAAAAUAUGAACUCAAGAAGAAAGAAAUCAUCCGGUUCUACAUUGAGAAAUUACUCCAGAGAGAGGAUCAAGAUGGGGAGCUUAGUGCCUCGACUGUGGAAGGCUCAGGUCUCUCCCUUUCCUCUCUUGGCUCCUUUCUGGGCUACUUAGAAGGAGAGGGGCUAGAACACCAUCCUUCCAGCUCACCAUCUGUGAAUGGAGGUUCUACCACCCAAAGGUCACCUUCAUCCUAUGAAGACAUUGAUGAGUUUCCUGUGAAGAUGAAGCCUAGAGAUUGCCACCACCCUCUCCACACCUCACUUUCAUCUUCCACUUCCUCUGUCAUUACCACCUCCUCUUCUGCUCACUCCAUCCACACAGACCAUCACUACAUCACCACAUAUCCAAGUUACCACAUCACCUCCACUACUGCUGUCUCUGCCACAUCUCCACUUCUCACACCCCAUCAGCCUGUGUGGCACCCUGAUCCCAGUUCCUCCUCCACCUCACAGCCUCACUACUAUGUUUCAAAGGCCCAUCCCCGGUCACAUAGUUCCACCACUUCCACCUCCACAAGCCUUAAGCCUGAGCUGAGUGGUGAUGGUUCAGCCUCAUUCACAUCAACUGGAUCUUCCAUUCCUGAGACUCCUCAAGAGAUCAGCAGCUGUGAGGAGGGACACCAGAAGUACAUCACUCCGCUAAGCUACCUUACUCCCCCUCGUGAGGAUGAAUCUUCCUUGGAGGGCUCAGAGGUGGCCACAGAGCUGCCCAUUGCCAGCCAUGCAGACCCUAUCAAGCGGCUGCAGUGGUAUGCCACCCAGAGACAAAGAAUUAGGGACCGGCAGCAGAUAGAUACUACAACCACCAGUGAGGAUACUCCUAGAGGAACCACCACUAAAUUAUCAGAGCUUUACAGGAAGCACCUGACUGAUUCCAAGUUCCCUGAAACCAUAACCAUUCCAUCAGUUGUCACUCAAACUUCCAGUACAAGCAGUGAUGGCCAAAGAUUGGGGCUCGGUAGAUUAUCCAAGAUUUCAUGGACAAAGAUGAGUAAUGUAGGGUCCACUGAGGCAGAAAAAACAUCCAUUUCUUCUGUCACAUCCACCACCACCACUAGAAAGACAGGCAGCCACAGCUCAGAGGAGUCCUCAGUCUCAAUGCCAGACAUGGAGGAGGUACUGCGAAGAUUUGGUUUGGGCAAGACUAGCAGUAACUCAUCCUUGGCUACUCCCAGUAAUGAGGAAGAUGGUGGCAAGGAGGAGUAAGGUCUAGGUCAUAUCAUAUUUGAUCUCUUGAGGCUGUGACGUGUUAAGAAUGUAUAGUUUAUUGGAUUGUACAGUGUGUUGUGUUUAGAAUGUAUAGUUUAUUGAACAAGUUUGAGGAUUAUGAGGGUUUGCUGUGUUGUGUAUGUGAUGCUUCAAGAUUAUCGUGUAUCAGCCUUGUUUCCUGACUCAUGGCAAGUUGUUAACAUGAUGCUGGCAUGCUGUGAUGUCCCACAGUGAUGCCCCAAGAAUGUACUGAAAUAUAUUGAUGUUCCCAAAAAUAAGUAGAAUAUGUUGAUGUUUGCUGUGUGUAGUGUCAUGACAGUGUCCCACAGUAUUGGUGUGAUGCAGAGUGGUAGCGUGUGUCUGUGAUGUGGCAGACUGUUUCUAAUAAUAACACUGCAUGUAAGUUUAGUAAUGAUACUAUUUUUUUUUAUAAUAUACAAUAAGAACGAAAUGUAAUGAUAGUGGUUUCAUUACUUAUACUAUUUUUGUCAUUAAGACCACAAUGUUAUAUGUAAAGGAUACUAUUCUCUAUGAACAGAGUUAAUAAAUAUAUGUUGACUAAAACCUUUGAUGUUGGAUAUAUUCUUAUGAAUAAAGCAUAUUUUACAA